Messenger RNA from Solea solea (common sole), 3717 nucleotides. RefSeq names its product death domain containing 1 (gene dthd1). Lineage: Eukaryota; Metazoa; Chordata; Actinopteri; Pleuronectiformes; Soleidae. The record is from RefSeq and is a predicted model, not a curated record. Bases 843 to 2669 code for a protein of 608 amino acids. The transcript is spliced from 8 exons.
UACUGGCGGAGACAGAAAAGGAUGAAGAGGCGAGAAACGUCAACGUCAAGGAGGAGAAAAAGAGUGACUGGAUCACAGUUGGGUAAGUUAAUAAAAGCAACAAACAACAAAAGUUCUUCCUCAAUGUGUUUCCUCUGUAACUGUUGGAAUCAUUAUACCGUAACAUUUAUUGAUGUGUGUUGUACUUCACUCUCCAGAUUGUUCAGAUUAACUUCAACAACUACAGUGUUACACUUUGUUUUGCUUUACAUUCUUAGUCUAAUAGUGCAGUGGAAUCUUGUUUUGUUUGUAAAAGGUUGGAAAUUAACUUCAAAACACAAGCUAAAAUGAAAGUUGACCACUUGGACAAUAAGUCAAGACAAUGGCAUAAAACUUAAUAAAUAUCCACUGUGGUUUAAAGAUAAUAUAAGGUUGUAAGAUAUAAUACAGUUCAUCAAAAGCAGAAGACUUUUUCACAUAAUAGAUUUUUAAGACAGCAGAACACAUCAAUAAUUCUUCUUGCUAUAGCUGUUCAUCGCUUUCAUUUGAUCUGGCUUAUGAGUCUGGACAUGAUUCGAUUCCUUCCCCUCAUUUCCCCUGUUCACUCAUUCACAGUCAAUAUCUCUGCAGGGAUUUCUCACAAGAUGCGUGCAUUCUGACCACCUGGCCUCCCUGCUGUCGGCUAUUUCAUGCAUAUCACUGACAAGUCAGUGCGCACAGAGGGAGAGGUCAAUUUCGACGGAGGCUAAGAUGCUUCAUUUCCCUUUUCUUUUUCAUUCAAAUGAAUUUCUGCUUCAACUGUAAAAGUAACUUCUGCAUAUUUGUGUUUUUUUUUUGGAAUAACAUCCAGGCUCACUGGUAAAAUGGAGGACGGUGACUCACAUGUGCCGGACGCAUGCUUUAUCAGAGCCCCUGAGGGUGCGGCGGGAGGCCUGAGGUGUGAAAUGGCCGACGCCUGCAGCUGUCUCAUGGUGACCAGCUCAGAGGAGCUGGUCAGCAGAGUGAUCAGGGUCACAGUUCAUGGCAGAGCCAAAUUCCCCUUCCCCGUGACCGUGGUCGUGCCGUUUUGUGCACGUUACCGCGGCAACUACAGGGACGUUGCUGUCAAGAUAAUCGAUGGGGAGAGGAGGGUGAGCUACGUCACUCCUGUAGCAACAGAGGGAAUAUAUGGAGGACAGAGGGGCUCGUUUGCAGAGGUGAGAGUCUACUCCCUGGGUCUCUUUGCGGUUGUCUCCUGUCUAAAAAAAGAAAACUACACAAUCCCCAGAAGAGGUUUGUCCUUAAAGCUCUCCAUGGACCACCGCGUUUGCCUCAACUACCCCCCGGGAGCUUUCACUGUUCCAGUAAUGGCACAAACCAUGAUCCAGCCUGUAGAAGCCAUCCUCCUGGCUUCCGUCAAGUCAAGACGCGACGUCUUUCACUCAGUGGUGUCUACGAGCCCACUGCUCGACCUCACCCACCCGACCUUGCGGCCCAUGAGGAGACCCCUGACUGUGACUCUACCCUGUCCCCCAAACCCUGAAAAGAAGAGGGGCACGAGGGGACAAGGGAAACGCACGGAGCAACAUCACACCGGUCCUGUGGCUACAUCAUGGGAUCAACCCGCUUCCCCAAGAGUAAGAAUACUGGGCGCCUCUUUGACGUCCGUGAAGGAAAUGUCCACUGAGCUGCUGAUCGCUCUGGGUUCGCUGGACAAACAGUGGAGCGUCCUGGAGAAGGUCACAGUCAGAAGCCAGCAGAGCGGACUGGUGUCCUUCGAGCUGACAGAGAAUUUCGACAGACUGCUGGUGGUUCGCCUCCUCUCACCACUGCAGCCUUGUCACCUGGUCUCACUGGCGGAGGAGCUGGAGGAGUCGGUCGGCUGCCACGGGGUCACGGUCGUCCUCCAGCGCCGGCAGGAUGACCCUCACACCGCUCUGGUGGCUGCGCUGCCCAGCAGAGACCUCAGCUGGGAGCUGAGCAAACUGAGAGCGCGGGGCAACGGCGGCCUCCUGGAGACCUCGUCUGAUAUCUCCAUGUGCGAGGGAGACCAGCUUCUGCUGCGGUUCAGUGGCAACAUCACCUCCACAAGGAGUCGUGGUAACCAAAACGACGUCCCACUCGAGCGACUCACCUUCCACACUCAGCGCAUGAAUCGCCUCCAGGUGCAUCUCACUGAAGUGGACCCGUUUGGGAACUACAGCUCCCCUCACUACAAAGGCAUGGCUCUCUUUUAUAAAGUGACCAGGGGGGAGCUGCAGUGGCGGGGCGACACGGAGGCCGUCCCGAAGGACGCUAAGCACCGGGGGGAUCCCGUGUGCGCGCUGCCUCUGACUUUACCCAAGAGAGCGAGGAGCAUAAAUCGGCCCGUCUCGGCGAGGGUGAAGUUGUGUGAUGAGACAGCAGACACCCUGUCAGACUCUCUUCUUCUCUGGCUGGCCGGGGAGCUUUCAGAGGAGGAAACAGCCGCGCUGGUGUCGCCCCUGCGUCUCCGUCGCAGCACCGCACAGCUGGUGAAGCUGCGGGCUGGUGACAGCGUGUCCAUGCAGGCCUUCCACAUCCUGGCCAUGUGGAGGAGAGGACAACCAGCUCACCCCCACCAGCCCAAGGCCUCUCAUUUGGCUCAGUGCCUGGCAAAGAGUGGCCGGCCAGACCUGGCCCGAGAGCUGCUGCUGCGGCAGGCUGCAGCCGCCAGGCAACAGGCUCAUUGAAAUUGGGGGAGAUCACAUUGGUUUUCAAUGCUUCUGUGUGCAACAGGGAGGCCACAUGAGUUGCUUGCAAUGCUUGAUUUAAUCCACAAGGGGGCAGCAUUGGUCUAUGAGAGUUUGUGCUCUUUUCAACAUUAUUCAAAGUUCAUGUCCUGUCUUGUUAAACAUCUUAUACUUCGUUGUCUUUCGACACUAAUAUGUGUAUCUGGGAUCAUCUACAUGUAUAAUACAGACCAUUUGCCAUUUAAUUAUGAUUCUAUUUCAUAUAACUGUAUAUAAAAAAAUACAUGUAGACUACUGGAUGCUGAACAAAGUCCCGUUUUGAAGCCUCAAAAUUUGAGAUUUGACCAGCACCAAGUCAGUUUUUGCAGUUUUUUGUAAUAUUCUCUCUAAAUUGCAAUAUCAUUUACCAAACAGACUUAUUCUAUUGAAGAAGACCUGAAAAUAGCGAUCACAGGUAAAUGUUUACUGAUAUUAUAAAUCAAGUGAGAGUUAUUUUUGCAACCAGCGGAGUCGCCCCCUGGUGGCUUUACUUUUUUUUUUAAAAAUCAGAAGGUUUCAUUGCCCUCCAAUACACAGACUUUCAAUAACUGUAGGUUCACAGAAUAAUAAGACACUGAGAAACAUGGUCAUACACUCACAGUCAACCAAAGACCUCAUGAUACAAUACAAUUAUAUCCAUUACAGUCAUUUAUAAUUGAUCAUUUACUUCAAACGACAUAUUGCUAUGCAAUAAACCCGCCGUACAUGUCCAGAUAACUCAAUUUUGGAUUGUUACAUUACAAUACUGUAUACGUGUUGUCGUAUUUGGUCUGUGUUCAUUUUCUCGGGAUACUUUCAAUUUUUGGAGGCAUUCAUCACUGUCAACACCUUCAUUUUUCACUUCCUUUUGGGGCGGACAUUUGAACAAACGCCAUGACACAGACGCCGUGUCCUCUUUAAGACUUGAUGGAGUCUGUGGAUGAUGACUGAAGCUUUUCUUGCAGCAAACUAAAAACUCUGUUUUCUCUUAUGCAAGUUCCAAAACUUGAUAAAUAUAUGUAUAUUUGUG